AGAGCGUCUUUCCUGGCGACACUCGAGCGCAAGAUGGACCAAGCAUGGGCGAACAUUGCACGACCGACAGACCAACCCCAACCGGAGAAGUCCCCUCAGGCGAAAUCACAAAGCUGGGCGGCGUAGAUGUACAGGCCCCCCCUCCCUCCUCGCAGCAACCAUAACCCAUGAAACCCCCCAUCACCACACUCGCUGAAUCGCUUUUUCUCCCACAGGUAUACAUCGCCAAACCGUCCGACUACCCGCACUCCCCCUCGAAGCUCCUGCUGCUGCUCACGGGCGGCACGGGCGUACAGUCGACGAACAACCAGCUGCAGGCGGACAAGUUCGCGUCCGAGGGCUACCUAGUGCUCAUGCCGGACCAGUUCGACAACGACCCGGCGCCGAAUUCCGUCGACAUGAGCAAGGUCGAGGAGCAGACGUCGUGGCUGGAGUCGAUCAAGAUGAGGACGGCUGAGGGCGUCAAGGCGUUUCUGAUCGACAUGUGGCUUGCGAGACAUACGCCCGAGAAGGUGCUUCCGCUGCUACGGAAGGUCAUCGACAGCGCGAGGGACGAAUUCGCGGAUGCGAUUGCCAACGGUGGGGGGAUUUACGGCGUUGGGUACUGUUUCGGCGCGAGGUACAUUCUUCUGUUGUCAGGUGAGCACGCGGACACCGUUGCGUGGGGCCAAGCGGCGCCUAAGGACGAGGAAGAAGGAGCUCUGAAGAAAGACCCCGUCAUCAAGGCCGCCGCCAUCGCGCACGGCACAAUGGUCACGAAGGAGGAGCUCGAGGCCGUGAAGGUCCCCACGUACAUCGCAGCCGCGGAGAACGACCCCUUGUUCUCGGAAGACGAGGUCAUCACGCCGGGGAGGAGAGCCCUCGAGAAGAACGGCGUCGAGCACGAGGUCCAGAUGUUCCAGGGCGUGCCCCACGGCUUCGCGGUGCUGGGCGACUACGACGACCCCAAGAUCAAGCAGUCGCAGGCGCAGGCGUACGGACAGAUGCUCGGCUGGAUCCAGGGACAUUAGAUCUGUUUCCGUGGCGUGUGUGUGCUGUGCAAUUGGCUGGUUUUUCAUGAUGUCUUUUGAUUGUGUGUGCUUUUCUCAUUAUGUGCAUCCUUCGAGUCUAAAUCUUCCGAAGGCUGGGUAUAUAUAGGCGUUGCGAACGGCUCUUCUCAUAGCAGCAAUCUCUCAAAAAUCCAAGCAAAUCUCCUCAACC
Molecule: messenger RNA, 1200 nt
Organism: Aaosphaeria arxii CBS 175.79
Lineage: Eukaryota; Fungi; Ascomycota; Dothideomycetes; Pleosporales
Product: alpha/beta-hydrolase
Exons: 4
Coding region: 168-1010 (280 amino acids)
Molecular function (GO): hydrolase activity
Source: RefSeq, a predicted model, not a curated record